GAAUCUCUGACUUUCCCUUUGAAUCCACCGUGGUAACCACUUGAAAUCCAUCUCCACCUCCUCCGAUUCACUUAAAAUCUUGGUCAUUGUCACUCCAAUCUCCGAUUCAACUAGAAUUGAGCUCCGGUGGCAUUUCAGUACUCGGCUUCUGGUGCGUCAAAUCGUCCACCGGUGACUAGCAUCUUUGAUUCCAAUCUCCAAGUCUAAUGGCUAUGGAGAUCCAUUUGAUUUCCGGCGAUUCAUUGUCUCCGACCUCGCUCCAGAUAUGGUCGCCAGCAGCUGUCACUCUCCGGCGACUUCAGCUCAGAUCCGGCGAUCUUGACGAUUUAUGAUAUGCUCCUCCUUUGGGACAUAAUAUUAGAAGCUGAAGAAACGAGUACAAGGGGUAUUCUACCUUCAGGAAAUUGUGCGUGACCCUGAUAUUUGUCUAGUACAGGUUCACUCAUGGGAAGGGAUUGGGAAUGAAGCCAAAGAACACGUGGACAGCUGUGAAGGUGGAACAUAUGAAUGGAUUGUUAAUACUUUUUUGUGCAAGGAUAUCAAGAUUUGGCCUGUUAGUACUUUUUGGUUCUUUUGGAUAGACUUGGCUAUUUUUGUACAAGCACAUAGAAUGGUAUAGGCAUAUAGAAAUGCUACAAGCAUUAUGGAAAGUGGGUUCUUUUUGGUAGUGUUUUUAUGGAUAGUUUAACUAUAUCAUGUAAUUAAGGAUCUAUUAUCUUUUAAUACAUAUGAACACAUUAUGGACCAUAUUUCUAUGGAUUGUACUGUUAUUAUGCUAAAUUUAUGUUAUGUAGGUAAAUUGUUAUGUUUUGAGCAGAUUUGUCAACUUCUUUUUUAAAAAAGGCAAAUUUGCUAAAUAAUGACAAAAUAUCUUG
This is a messenger RNA of Rubroshorea leprosula, 875 nucleotides long. The record is from the annotation of a GenBank genome assembly. Lineage: Eukaryota; Viridiplantae; Streptophyta; Magnoliopsida; Malvales; Dipterocarpaceae.